AACAUUUUUUUCAUCGGAAAAUUUUCUUAUAUUUCACUUCAUCCACACAAAAACACAAAGUUUAAUGUCGAAUUUUGUUCAACGAAAAAAAAAUGAGAAAUUUUUUUUGGCAUUUGAGAAACAAAAAUAAAAUGUCAACAAAAAUAAUAACAACAACUCGUGACGACUCGUCUUUUAAUGAUAGCUCCAUAUGGCCAUACAUAAAGUACGUUAUGUGUGGAAUUUUAAUUUUCAAUUUCAAGCCCAAACAAUAAACAACAGACACAAGGCGAGGUGUGUGUGUGUGUGAUGGUGAUGGUGAUGGUUAUGAGCACACAGUGGUGGUCACCGUUUUUUUUUGUCUUCUGUUGUCGUCGUGCAUAUAUUGAUAGCUGCCAGCCAGAUACAUUCUCACAUUUAUUUUCAAUUCAAUUUCAAUCCAACGAACUUUGUCUUGAAAUUUUUUUUAAUAUUUGCACCUCCCUCUCUUUUUUAUCCCGAACACUUUUUACACAAACACUCUGAACUUUAUCACAUUUAGCCCCAGGAAAAGACUGGCCCCAUUUUUUUUUCAUCUUUGUCCUUUGUUUCACCUGUGUGUGUGUGUGUAUGUUUCGGAUACAUUUCCUGCAUGCAUAUGUUUUGUUGAAAACGUUGUUCAUUUUUAUUAUUAUGGUUUUUAAUCAUCUUAAGUAGUUCUGGUUUCUGGAUCAUUAUCGAUUAGAAUCUUUUUAUUUAUUUUUUUUUUUUAAAUUAAUUCACAUUAUUUCUGGAAUUUAUUUUGAAUUUUUUGUUUUACAUACACAAACAUUUCAUCCAUGCUUUCGACGAAUCAAAACGCCGAUUAUAUCAAUGUACAUAGUAAACGUAAAAAAGAAAAUCUAAUCACUUUUGAUCAAACAUCACCAACAAAAAAAUAUAAAAUAUCAUUCAAUGAAAGUGAUUUACCAACAACAACAACAACAACGAAUAAUAACGAUAAUUCCACCAUCAUCCCCAUCACCACCAUCAACAACAACGUGGCCAUCAAUAAUAAUAAUAAUAACGGCAAAAGGCCAAUACCACCAAAUUUGGAACAAUGGCUAAUGAUGUUUCAUCAAUGGUCAAAUAAUGAACGUAUUGUUGCAUUAGAUUCAUUGGUUACAAGUGAAAUAUGUGAAAUACAACAAAUGAGACAUUUAUUAUCGAUAAUUGAACCACAAUUACAACGUGAUUUUAUUUCAUUAUUACCUAAAGAAUUAUCAUUAUAUGUAUUAUCUUUUCUUGAUCCACCGGAUCUAUUACGUGCAGCUCAAACAUGUCGUUAUUGGCGUAUCCUAUGUGAAGAUAAUCUUUUGUGGCGAGAAAAAUGUCGUGAAGAAGGUCUACUGGAUGAUCAUGAAACAUUAACCGAUUUAUUUGCAUGUCGUAUAUCGUCAUCAUCAUCGAUUUCAACAACAACGAUUGGUCAACCGUCCAAAAUUAUUAUUGGCAAUAAAUCGCCAACAACACCAACAACAACCACGGGGCUUAAAUUUAAUUCAUCAUCAUCAUCAUCAGGUCAUCAUCAUAAUCAAACCACCAUCAAUAAUACAACGACAACAACAACAACAGCAGAAUUUUCUGAAUAUAAAUUAGCCUAUCUACAACAUAAAAAUAUUGAAUUUAAUUGGCGUUAUGGUAUUCUAAAUUAUAAUUCAAAUAAUAAUGAUGAUGAUGAUGAUGAUGAACAUUCAUCGAUUGCAAUGAAUCUAUCGCAACAACAACAUAAUCAUCAGGCACAAGAAAAUAAUAAUUCCAUACAAAUUGAUAAUCCAUCAUUAUGUGUGAAUAAUAAUAAUAAUAAUAAUAAUAAUAGAUCAAAUAAUGGUUUAUCAUCAAAUUUAGUUAAUAAUUCCAAUUCCAAUUGUACAUCAUUAUCAUCAUCAUCAUCAUCGUUAUUAUCAUCAACAUGUGAACCUAAACCAAGAAAAUUAAAAGAAAUUCUUCAUUUAAAAGGUCAUGAAGAUCAUGUGAUAACGUGCCUACAAUUUAAUCCUACCUCGAAUAUAAUUGUGAGUGGUAGUGAUGAUAAUACAUUAAAAGUAUGGUCAAGUAUAACAGGAAGAUGUUUACGUACAUUAUCUGGCCAUACUGGUGGUGUUUGGUCAUCACAAUUAUCUAUUGAUAAUAUUGUCAUAUCAGGCUCCACGGAUCGUACAUUACGUGUUUGGAAUGCAUUGAAUGGACAAUGUUUGCAUACAUUAUAUGGUCAUACAUCAACAGUUCGUUGUAUGUCAUUACAUGGGCCAAAUGUUGUAUCCGGUAGUCGUGAUACAACAUUACGAGUAUGGAAUAUUGAAACUGGUGAAUGUGUCCAUGUACUUGUUGGUCAUAUAGCAGCCGUACGUUGUGUACAAUUCAAUGGACAGCUAUGUGUAUCCGGAGCAUAUGAUUAUCUGGUCAAAGUUUGGGAUGUAAAAUCAGAAACCUGUCUACAUACAUUGGAAGGUCAUACGAAUCGUGUUUAUUCAUUACAAUUCGAUGGUCGUCAUAUUGUAUCCGGUUCAUUAGAUACAUCUAUACGUGUUUGGUGUGCUGAAACUGGAAAAAGUAAACAUACAUUGAUUGGACAUCAAUCAUUAACAUCUGGUAUGCAAUUAAGAAACAAUAUACUUGUAUCCGGUAAUGCUGAUUCAACUGUACGUGUUUGGGAUAUAAAUACUGGACAAUGUUUACAAACAUUAUCCGGUGCUAAUCGUCAUCAAUCGGCUGUAACUUGUUUACAAUUUAAUUCAAAAUUUGUCAUUACAUCAAGUGAUGAUGGUACGGUUAAAUUGUGGGAUGUAAAAAAUGGAGAAUUUAUACGUAAUCUUGUUACAUUACCAUCGGGUGGUUCUGGUGGUGUUGUAUGGCGUAUACGUGCAUCAAAUACUAAAUUAGUUUGUGCCGUUGGUUCACGAAACGGUACUGAAGAGACAAAAUUGUUGGUAUUGGAUUUUGAAACACCACUUUAUACAUCAUCAUCAUCACCUACAUCAUUAUUAUUGAAUAAUGACACAUUUAUCAAUCAUAAUAAUAAUAAUAAUGGAUCGAAAUUAUCGUCUUGUGAUUUCAAUAUUAUGAUGCCAAAUAAUAAUCAUAAUGAUUCCUCACCUGUAACACCAAUAUUUGGUCCAUCCAUUAAUAAUAAUCAAGUAAAUUACAAUGAUAAUAAUAAUAAUCCUCAUAAUGAUGAUGAUGAUGACGAUAAUGACCAAUCACUUUCAUUUCCAUCCACCGCCAAUCAUAAUCAACAUACAUCAACAUCAUCAUCUACUUCCACUUCUUCUUCAACAUCCACCACAUCUUCAUCGUCGUCAUCAUCAUCAUCGGAUUCGUUGAAUCGUUUAUCAUCAUUUUGUUAUAAUUGUAAAUAUGGAUAUAUUGAUUUUGAACAACAGCAGCAACAACAAAAACAAUCAGAUGUUGGCCAUAAUAAUAAUAAUAAAUCAUCAUUAACAUCGACACCAUCAUCAUCACAAUUAAUAUUGAAUUCGAUCUCAUCAUCAUCAUCAUCGAUAUCAUUACAAUCAAUAUCAUCAUCAUCAUCAUCAUCGAUAUCAUUACAAUCAAUAUCAUCAUCAUCAUCAUCAUCGUUGACAACAACGAAAAAAUUGAAUGAUGGUCUGACAGCAACGAUUAAUAGUCAUAAUAAGGCAAGUGAACAAACUUCCACUGAACAACAGCAACAAAGGUCAUUAUUAUCAAAACAUUCAAACAUGGAUCUAGAUCCAGAUGAUGAACAGGCAACUAUAAUCGAAGAAGAUGGUGUUGACGUUAUUAUGAAAAAUCAUCAAAAUCAACAACAACAACAACACGAACAAGAACAGCAUACAGAAACUGAAACAACGGAAUCAUUGGAAAACAAUAGUGAUGACAAUAAUCAUUCCAAAAAAAAUGUUAAUAGCGAUCUAGACGUCGUUAUAUCUGAAGAUCAUCAUCAUGAUGAUGAUGAAAAUAGCCAAAUUUAACAUUUUCACAUAAAUAUUAUCUUUCGCACAGAUGACAACGACGUGGCGAUCAUUUUAUUUUUUUUUUGUCUGUUUUAUUUGUUUCAUUUUAUUUGUGUGUAAAAAAAAUUCAAUUUUUCUAUAUAUAUUAAAAUAAACAAAUGACAUAUAUGUUCAAACACAUAACAUAUGAUGAUACACACACACAUCAUGCCUGAUUUGUAUACUCAUUUUUUUCAUUUAAACAUAGACAAAACAAAACACGAUUUGACCAUUUCUAUACUAUAUAUAGAGCAAUUUUUUUCCAAUUAAAAUAUUACACAAAAAUCAAGUACAAAUGUCAAUUUUUUCUAUACACUACCUUAUAAACAAUUGAAUUU
Molecule: messenger RNA, 4309 nt
Organism: Dermatophagoides farinae (American house dust mite)
Lineage: Eukaryota; Metazoa; Arthropoda; Arachnida; Sarcoptiformes; Pyroglyphidae
Gene: ago
Product: F-box and WD-40 domain protein 7
Biological process (GO): ubiquitin recycling; proteasome-mediated ubiquitin-dependent protein catabolic process
Cellular component (GO): cytoplasm; nucleus
Molecular function (GO): ubiquitin binding
Source: RefSeq, a predicted model, not a curated record